UUUAAGGAAAAUAUAGUGUUAACUGUACCACAACUAACAGAGCAGCAAACAGAUGCCAACAUUAAUUACAAUAUUUUUUACUGACAAAACAAAAUAUUUGAAUAUUAGUACGCUAUUUUCCAGUAAAAAGCUAAUUAUGAUUAAGAAAACAAAUCGAAUGACAAGAAUACUGAAAGGUAAUAAAGUAAAACAGUAAAUAAAGAAUUAAAGAAACAUAGAGGCCACCACUUUAAUCUUUCCCUCCUUAUUACCCCAUCUUGGAUCCAUCUUCGAUUUCAACACCAACAAAAAAGCCUUAUAAUUAAAGAACCAAAAAGAAACUCUCACGUUCUCUCAAGAGCUUCUCUUUCAGUUUCAAUGGCCUUACUAACUUUCUUGCCGGAAAACGCAGAGUCUCCAAAACACACUCCACCGCCAAACAAACGCAAGAAACGCGAGAUCAAUCACACCAACCAAACGCAGAAACCACACAAACCGCAAAAGCAGAAAGCAGUAGCACCUCAGAAGCAACCGUCUUCAUGGGACCAAAUCAAGAAUCUCUUGACUUGCAAGCAAAUCGAAGGGUCAAGAAUCCACGACCCUUCCAAGAACUCUCAACCCGGUCCAUCCACAACCACUCACUUAUUAUCACCUUCCAAGCUCGGCUCGUCGUGCAGCUCCAUCUGCAGGUUUCGAGACGUGGCUCACGGCAACACUCGUGUGGUUCACAGAGCAGACCACUCUCCAGACGUAGCUAACUCGGCUACUCCUGACUCGGAGACUCGUCUUCUGACUCGGAAACCUGGUCAACACGGUUCUUCUUCAUCGUCUCGGUCUCUUAGAUAUGGCUCAACUACGUCAUCCGCAACGACGUCAUUUAGAGCCAUGCAGUUCCGUAAACUCUCCGGAUGUUACGAGUGUCACAUGAUCGUUGACCCUAGCAAGUAUCCAAUUUCGCCUAGGGUUCGUGCUUGUUCCCAGUGUGGAGAAGUUUUCCCGAAGCUUGAAAGCUUAGAGCUUCAUCAAGCGGUUCGUCACGCAGUGUCGGAGUUAGGUCCGGAAGAUUCGGGUCGAAACAUAGUGGAGAUCAUAUUCAAGUCAAGCUGGCUUAAAAAGGACAGUCCAAUCUGUAAGAUCGAACGGAUACUAAAAGUACACAACACUCAACGUACAAUCCAACGGUUCGAAGAUUGCCGAGACGCAGUGAAGGCGCGUGCACUUCAAACUACAAGAAAAGACGCUCGUUGCGCUGCAGACGGUAACGAGCUUCUCCGUUUCUACUGCACCACUCUCACUUGCUCUCUCGGAUCUCGUGGCUCGUCUUCCCUCUGCUCUAAUCUCACUAACUGCGGCGUGUGCAACGUGAUUCGCCACGGUUUCCAAGGAAAAUCCGGCGCCGGAGAAGCCAACGCAGCCGUGAGGACGACGGCGAGUAGUGGAAGAGCUGAUGAUUUGCUGAGGUGUAGCGAUGAUGCGAGGAGAGUGAUGCUUGUGUGUCGUGUGAUCGCUGGGAGUGUUAAACGUGUCGAUUCUACGGCGGCGGAGAAGAAGUCUCCCGUGGAAGAUAACUCGACGGUUGGAGUUUCUUCUACCGGCGGUGUGUUUGACUCGGUGGCGGUCAAUGCUGGAGCUUAUUCAAAUAUGGAGGAGCUGGUGGUUUAUAACCCGAGGGCUAUAUUACCUUGCUUCGUGGUUAUUUAUAAGGUUGUAGAAUCUUGAAUUUGUUAUAUUAACUUCAGAAAUAAUGCUUUUUCUGACUUUGUAAUAUUGUAGGGAGAUUAAGUUAAUCAUCAUUUAAGAUCUUAACAUAAACCCCAUCUUACUAUUAUUGACUAUUAUGAGUAAUUACGAGUCCAAGCUAAUUAUUAUCGUUGAA
This is a messenger RNA of Brassica napus (rape), 1855 nucleotides long. RefSeq lists its product as uncharacterized. Lineage: Eukaryota; Viridiplantae; Streptophyta; Magnoliopsida; Brassicales; Brassicaceae. The record is from RefSeq and is a predicted model, not a curated record. The transcript is spliced from 3 exons. Bases 358 to 1698 code for a protein of 446 amino acids.